ACAAUUAGAUAUUGUUGGAGAAAUGGACUGCCCUGUCGUUUCAAAGUCUGUAGAAAUAUUUUUUGUUCAAACUCUUUCUUCAGCUUUCAACAAGAGCUUUGAGAAAUACUUCAAGAGCUGUUUUAGGAACAUCGCAGAUUCGAAGCGUAUAAAGGGUUUUGCUUAUCCAAGCCGAGGUAUGUUGGUCAAAAUGUGCAACGUUCAACCAAACGAAGGGAAAAAGGACUUGUCGUCACGAGCUCCCGAUCAAACUAGAAAGUUAGAUUCUUCUCAAAAUGCGAAUUCUGCUUAUGGUUCCUGUGGAGGCAAUAACAAUUUUGGAAGUCGUCACUUUUCACAAGGCUCCGAGGGAGAUCCAAGCAACGAUGUCGAAUUUCCCCUUCCAGUUGCCAAACUCUUCCAGAAAUACAAUCUCACAUCGUCAGCGUUCCCUGAAGAUCUUGUACUAUUGCUAAAGAGCGAUGCAUUAUCCCCAUUGCAGUUGGAAAAGAUUGCUUUGAUAGGAACUAACUCUCUGUAUUGCUUCCUGUGCAAAGUCAUACCUGGGCUGUGGCCUCGACUUAUAGGGAACCCUCGUUUUGAGUUUUCAUUGUUUGCAGAAGUUUUGAUUGGUGUGACGACCAAAACUUUGUCGGAAAUCCGAAAGAGAGGAAAAAGUUUCCAAAAAGAGUUUGACUUUUAUUUGAGCGACAUUUCUUUGGAGAUAAUUGGCGACAUAGCAUUGGUUUGGCUUCUAUCUCCUGUGUUUACAUUUCAAGGCCCUGCUCCACAGAUAAAACAAUUUGCUCUUCCAAAGCAUUUCUUAGAACGCGGCUCAUACAGUUGGUUGCAACGAUUGUUAGCGUUCUCUUCGAAAUCUUUUCAGUUUGCAUUGGUAGGGUUUUGUGCAUCGGUCAUAGGUCAUGGAAUAACUACUGGACUGGUUGAAAUGCGGAGGCGGAAGAAUCCUGCAAGUAUCUCUGAUGUGCAUCUAGCACCAGUCUUAUCCAAUUCUACACAGUGGGGAUUGUUUAUGGGUAUUUCUAGUAACUCGAGGUAUCAGUUAGUAAAUGGAAUUGAAGCACAAGUUAUAGAUCGGCUAUUUGAAAGAACUUCUCUUUUGGCUUCUGUUUGCUGUUUUCUUUUAAGAUGCAUCAAUUCUUAUGUUGGAGGACUCCACUGGAUUCAAUGGGCUAGGCACUCAGGUAUUCAAUAGAGAAACUUGAAAACUUUCGAA
Messenger RNA from Galdieria sulphuraria, 1216 nucleotides. RefSeq lists its product as uncharacterized. The transcript is spliced from 3 exons. NCBI's taxonomy places the organism in Eukaryota, Rhodophyta, Bangiophyceae, Galdieriales, Galdieriaceae. The coding region runs from base 23 to 1195 and encodes 390 amino acids. The record is from RefSeq and is a predicted model, not a curated record.